Manduca sexta (tobacco hornworm) is the source of this 1336-nucleotide messenger RNA. RefSeq names its product serine hydrolase-like protein. The coding region runs from base 220 to 1149 and encodes 309 amino acids. Lineage: Eukaryota; Metazoa; Arthropoda; Insecta; Lepidoptera; Sphingidae. The record is from RefSeq and is a predicted model, not a curated record. The transcript is spliced from 6 exons.
CACGGUCAUAUCAUUCGUGACGCGUGUAAGUUUGACAAUAUUAUUAUUCCGCACUGAGACAUGGCUCGCGUUGUUGCAUUUAAAAAAACGCCAUAAAUUAUCGAUAUUGAAAUUAUGUAUUACGAAUGUAUUAUAAUAUUGCCUAUAUUGUUUAGGUUUCUGUGACGGAAUUAACAAUAAUAGUGUGUUCAUCCAGUGUUGUUUUUACAAAGUGAGGUUAUGUCAAAAAUGAAGGACACAAAAGAAUGGACUGUGAAUGCUCCGUGGGGUAGAGUUGCCAUGAUAUCAUGGGGGGACGCUGCAAAUUCUCCAGUUCUACUGGUGCAUGGUUACGCGGACACUGCAGCCACCUUCAUACCCCUGGUAAAGGAGUUACCUAACGAUCAUUACUACGUGGCCUUUGAUAUGCCUGGUCACGGGAAAUCCGAUCCGUUCCCACCCGGCGUGGUGGCGACACAGCUGAGCAUCGUCGAGGUCAUCAGGCUCGUGGUAGAUGACAUGCGAUGGGAGAGUUUCGUCUACAUAGCACAUUCGAUGGGAGCUGUUAUUGGACUGUUCUACAACUACGUAUAUCCCGACAGGAUAUCAAAGAUGGUGCUCCUGGACCCUGGCCCGCCACUCUCCAUGUAUUAUUUCAUCCAUUACAACCCGAAAGAAGUUUACCACUAUAUCUACAACAGAUAUUACGAUGACUACAAAAGAUACAACUCAAAUACCCCAAAACUAUACAGCUACGAAGACGCUGUGAACCUGACAGUGAGCAAUAGGAACUUGACGACGGACCAAACUGAAGUGCUCCUGUCCAGGGCUUUGGUGCCCGUGGGGGACAUGUAUAGGUUCUCAAUGGAGCCCCGCAUGAAAUUCAUAUUAAACAUACCCGUAUCAGAAAAAACACUUCAUAAGGUCGUAGCCCGAAACACUCAACCCACUCUGCUCCUAGAAGCUUCUAGAAACAAUAUCGUGGAACCGGCAAAGAGUUUUGUAAGGACUAUUUUUGAAAAAUGCCAGGGGUUACCGAAUUACUGGAAAAUUAGAAUUAAAGGGGGUCAUGAUUUUCACAUAACAGACCCAGCCGUGGUUGCGAAACAUGUGAAAAGAUUUUUAAAUGGUAAAAUUUGUGUAGCCAGUAAUAAAAAAUGUAAAUUAUAAUACCCUUACUUCUUACCUAUAACAGUGUUUUACUAUGUCUGACUAGCUGAUCUGGCGAACUUCGUACCGCCUAACAGUUGAUUCUUUAAUUAUUUUUUUUUAAAACCUAUUCUGCUAUUCGGGGCACCGGGUCAGCUAGUAAGAUAAAAAAACAAAAAAGAAAGCUGAUAAGUCAACAAUUACAUUA